Molecule: messenger RNA, 645 nt
Organism: Oikopleura dioica
Lineage: Eukaryota; Metazoa; Chordata; Appendicularia; Copelata; Oikopleuridae
Source: the annotation of a GenBank genome assembly
AUGCUUCAUGCGAUUCGGUUUAUACGCCUCCCAGACUCGAUGGGGAUAAACAUUCCACAAGGUCCCUCGUCGAUCUUUCCGCAGCCCAUCCAGCACGGAACACGCACUCGACACCUGAGCACUCGCGCCGACUACCGUUUGAUUUCCGGCAAGCGUAUAACUUUUCUCAUGUGCGUCGUGGGCAUCUGCUCAACAUUGCUUCUGUGGGUGACCUCGAACUCAACAGUUCUCUUGGAUUCGACAAUAAGCCAGAGGAACGCUAUCGCGCGUGAUCGCGGUCUGAGAAUAUUCACUUGCAUCCUCUCAACAAUCACAGCCGUGAUAGUGAGAUAUCACGUGCACCGUCAGAUGGCUACCUUCUCGCCGUACAUUCUCUUCCUAUUGUCGACGAGCACGAUUCUCAGUCUCGGCAGCUUUUUCAACUACGUACUCCUUGUCAACUGGUCCAAGUCUCGCGAUUUCCAGAGAAUCACUUUGUUCGGAACCGCCUUUUUAUUCCUGUUCAACUCGCUAUCUGCUUUUGUAUACGUCCGUUUCGGUCGUAUCGUAGCCAUCAUUGAUCACCCGGUUCCAGCAGCAAACACUGCCCCUAUCGACGAUCCCCCGCCCAAAUACGAGGAAGUGACGAAAAUCUCUUCCUUUUAG